Penicillium malachiteum is the source of this 318-nucleotide messenger RNA. RefSeq names its product glutaredoxin family protein. Lineage: Eukaryota; Fungi; Ascomycota; Eurotiomycetes; Eurotiales; Aspergillaceae. The record is from RefSeq and is a predicted model, not a curated record. The transcript has a single exon. The coding region runs from base 1 to 318 and encodes 105 amino acids.
AUGUUUCCUACUUCAGUCCUCUUUAGUCAAGCCCGUCUGACCCUCUUCACACGAGCCGGGUGUGGACUGUGUGACACCGCAAAACACACCGUGGUGCAGCUCCAAAAACGCCGACCAUUUGAAUAUGUGGAGAAAGAUAUCAUGGACCCUGUGAAUAAAGCCUGGAAAGACGUCUACGAUUAUGAUGUGCCCGUCCUUCAUAUUCAGUCUGUCAACAAUGGUGUUCCGAAGGAGGCCGACCUCUCUGAUGCCCGCAAGUUAUUCCAUCGAAUGACAGAACAGGAGGUGGAACAGAUGGUGGAUGAAGCGGAGAAAUAA